Messenger RNA from Penicillium oxalicum, 1506 nucleotides. RefSeq names its product Cytochrome monooxygenase apdB. The coding region runs from base 1 to 1506 and encodes 501 amino acids. The record is from RefSeq and is a predicted model, not a curated record. The transcript is spliced from 6 exons. Lineage: Eukaryota; Fungi; Ascomycota; Eurotiomycetes; Eurotiales; Aspergillaceae. Gene Ontology annotation, molecular function: oxidoreductase activity, acting on paired donors, with incorporation or reduction of molecular oxygen; iron ion binding; monooxygenase activity.
AUGGCUGCCAUCACUUUAGUGCAGCAGUUCCUGGGCUUUGGGCAGGAACAGGAGGAUGGUGGAAUGAAGACUCGAUAUUUGGGCGCUGUGGCUGGCUCCGUGAUUCUCUUAAUCAGUGCAUUCACCCUCAGCCUCGGGAGACGAUCGAAAGAUUUUACCACCGACCAAGGCACGCGCAUCACAGAGAUUCCUGGUGACUCGCGCAUGUCCAAAUUUACUCGCAGUCGGGAAUUAUCCCAACAAGGAGAAGAUGCCGCCGGCACUGAGCCCUAUCUCCUUCGAAGUGGCCCUUAUAGGGAGCUAGUCAUUAGUCAGCCUGACCAGGUCCAUGAUUUUUACCAGCAUGACAGCAAAAGACACACAAAGCCUCGCAAUUUGAACUUAGGUGAGCAGUUUGGGAGUUUUCUGGGUCCCUGUGUUGGGGGCGAAUAUCGUGACCAUUGGCGAACGAUCCGCAAACACUUCGAACCUCCAUUUGCCUUCCACUCAGUCGCCCUGCGCGCUCCUAGGUUCAGACGAGAGAUAAACGACUGGCUGCAGAGCAAAGCUCCCAACCCCCGGGUCAACGAACUGGACAGUAAGAUUGACUUUAGAUUUCUGGUCUUCAAGCUGCUAUCACUGCAUCUGUAUGAAGAUGCCUUUGACGAUCGAUCCUACUGGAGCCUACUUGAGCUGAAUGACCUAUAUGAUGGGAUCGUUGCAGACAUCCUGAACAGCAAAUAUCCCGACUCGAAGCUGUUCAAUUUGUUUUGCUGGGGCCCCAAGAAACGGCUUCGGGAAUUCCAGGUCAAAUGGAGGGACUUUCAUCGCUUGGUCAUUGAAAACGCGCGUGGUUCCAUCCAUCAGGGAGGCUGGGCGUGUCCCAUGGAGGUGAUCUACCGUGGAGUCGAUCCACAGAAGGAUCUUACCGAAGACGCGUUUCUGGCGACAAUGACGGAGAUUCUGUUCGCCAACGUCAAUAUAAGUGCCGAAGUCUUUCACACCAUCUUCUCCAACCUAGCAAGUAACCCCUCGAUCCAGACCGCACUGCGCAAAGAGAUCCAGGAGUGGAAGUCUAAGCUUGAUUUUGACUUGCCCAAAUAUCUGGCGAAACAUGAUACCCUGCUGAACCGCGUUCUGAUGGAAAGCAUGCGUAUCUCUCCAGCCUUUUGGUUCUCAAUGCCUGAAUGCACCGCGGAUACGAAGAAGAUUGGCCAAUAUAAUAUCCCUGCCGGCACUCCCGUGGUUAUUGACACCCGCCGACUGAAUAACGACGCCGUGACCUGGGGUACAACAGGCGACGUUUUCAAUCCAGAUAGAUUUCUUAAGCUUCCGAGCCAGAGUCUACGUUGUGGCUUCAUGAGAUAUGGUACAGGGGCAUCAUCGGGACGGUGCUUGGGGAAGAAUGUGGCCGAUGCAGUGUUCAAAUUGACGAUGAUAGAGGUGAUGGAACGGUUUCGCUUGGAGAGCGCGAGUGAGAGUCAGGAAAAAGGCCGAGAGGGGGAUAUUAGGUUGAUUUCUCUCUAG